Phaethon lepturus (White-tailed tropicbird) is the source of this 775-nucleotide messenger RNA. RefSeq names its product regulator of microtubule dynamics 3 (gene RMDN3). The transcript is spliced from 5 exons. The record is from RefSeq and is a predicted model, not a curated record. Gene Ontology annotation, molecular function: microtubule binding. Gene Ontology annotation, cellular component: spindle microtubule; mitotic spindle pole; cytoplasm. NCBI's taxonomy places the organism in Eukaryota, Metazoa, Chordata, Aves, Phaethontiformes, Phaethontidae. The annotation marks the transcript as partial.
UCACGCCUCGAGUGCCGGUUCCUGUAGAGGCAGGAGAUAGUGCUAUGUACACACCUCUCCUAAUGCACAGCGAGCAGGUGGAUGUCCUGGAGCGCCUUGACGUGGUGUUGAGAAACAUUUCAGAGCUAAGAAAAGAAGUGGAGGAGCUACGAAACAGCCUGCAGCGCUUGGCUGCAGAAAUCAUUGGUGAAGUCAGGUCCCAUCUGGAAGAAACCCAGAAAGUAACUCGCCGGAGGCGGUUCCCAUUUCCUAGAGAAAGAAGUGAUUCCACAGGCUCCAGUUCAAUUUAUUUCACGGCCAGCUCAGGAACAGCCAAUACGGAUGAUGGAGAAAGUGAAGGAGGGUACACCACAGCCAACGCUGAGUCUGAUUACGACCGGGAGUCCGAGAGAGAGAGUGAAGAAGGGGAAGAUGAAGUGAGCUGUGAAACAGUGAGAACUGCGCGACGGGAUUCCCUGGAUCUCGUCAGCGAGGAUGAUGCCCAUUUAAUCUUAGAUUCCUCGCUAGAGGAAGGACUGGGUCAGCUACUGCAGCAGGCUGACCGCUUGCACAGCGGAGACGAGCAGGAGAAGAGAGAGGGAUUCCAGCUGCUGCUGAAUAAUAAACUGGCGUAUGCAGACCAGAAAGACUUUCUUUGGCGCCUGGCCCGAGCACAUAGUGAUAUGUGCGAAAUCACAGAAGACCCAGAUGAGAGGAGAUCGUACGCAUCUGAUGGGAAAGAAGUGAUAGACAUUGCCUUACAGAAAUGGGAUCAAAGUGCUGAGUGCCAUCAGUG